AUGGCUGGCGAAGCCGAGGCCGCAGUGGUUGGCAAGGAUGCGGCCGAGGGGGAGUUCGAGGCUUCGGCCUUCGAAGCCCUGGAGCGGGACUUCCAGGAGAUCCUCCAAGAACUCGUUGGGGACAAGUCCCUGGAGCACUUCCGCAACGAGUACGAGAAGCUGCACCGAGCGCUGAAGAAAUCGCACGAUAGCGAGAAGCACCUCAUCAAAAAAUGCAGGGAGCUGAACGCUGAAAUUGUGCAGAAUGCGGUCAAGGUCCAGACUGCGCUGAAGCUCUCUCAGGAAGACCAGGCCACCAUCACCGCGCUCAAGAAGGAGAUCGAGCGUGCGUGGAAGAUGGUCGAGGCGUCGCAUGAGAAGGAGCAGCGAGCCAGGGAAACCAUCCAGAACCUGAAGUCGGAGAUCACGAAGUUGGGCCGACUGGUGGAACAAGGUGCUGGCCUGAGCAUCAACCAGGAGAACAUGGUGAACCAGCUGGUUCAGGAAAAGAACGACCUGGUGAAGCAUCGCGACAUGCUCCAGGGCCAGGUCCAGCAGAUGCAGCAACAGAACACCGACCUGACGGCAAAGGUCGGGAAGCUCGAGCAGGAGCGUCAGCUGGGCAAUGGCGAGCUUCAGUCCCUUCGGGAAGCCUUCCAGAAGCUGCUUGAGGAGGCGGACCAGCAGCAGAAGCGGAAGGAGAAGCUAGACAAGGAGCUGAAAGACAUGAGACAAGGUCUUGAGUCCAAGCAGAGCGAGGUCAACGCCCGGCGAGAAGAACUUGCCCACGGCGAGGAGAAGCAGAAGCACCUGACGCGCCUCCUUCGCGAAGAGCGGCAGGAGGAAGAGCGGCUCACCAUCCGAGCUGCCCAGCUGAAGGGCAACUACGAGCACCUUGUGAAGCAGCACAAAGAGGAGCAGCAGACACUGGCUCGCUGCAAGGACGACCAGGCCGAGAACUCAUCUACUGCAGACUACAAGGCGAAGCUGAAGUUUCGUCAGGACGAGAUCCAAGCGCUUCGGAGCUCGAAGCAGAAGAUGCAGAAGAGCCUUGAGGCCUUGCAGAGCCUGAAGGACAAGGAUGACGCUGAGUCGAGACGUCUGGAGGCCAAGACGACCGACAUGCGGGCUCAGGUCAAAAAGCUGCAGGAGGACCUGGACAAGCAGAAAGAGGACUCUGAGACCCACGAGAAGCAGAUCACCGACCUCAUGCACGAGAGGGAUAUCUUGGGCAAGGCGCUGAUGAAGGGCGACGAGCGCUCCAAGCAGCAAGCAGAGCUCGUGGAGCUCCACAAGGGUCAAGCCAUCACGCUCUCCAAGGAUCUGCACCGCUGGAAGACCGAGCUGAACUUGAAGCUCGAGCGCAUCCACGAGCUGGAUCGCCAGCGUGAGAAGUAUGCGACCGACCUCCAGCAAGCGAAACAGCGCUGCGAGGCAGCUCAAGAAGAGCUCCGAGGCCGAGAGGUUCAGAUGUCGCAGCUCAAGCGAUCCAUCGCUGAUGUGCGGGCCAAGUGGGCGCAGCAGAAGAACCUCUACGAGGCCGUGCGCACGGACAAGAACCUCUACUCCAAGAACUUGGUGGAGUCUUUGGAGGAGAUUAGUGAGAUGCGGAAGAAGUUCAAGGUCAUGUGCCAUCAGAUUGAGCAGCUGAAGGAGGAGAUCAAGGAGAAGGAUGUGGCCAUGAUUGCCGAGCACUUUAAGCACCAGAACAUCAGCAAGGAGACUGAGAAGACCAAGCACACCUUGGAGUACCACGAGAAGCAGCAGACCAAGUCUCAACAGGUCGUGGAGCAGCAGCAGUCCGACAUUAAGAAGCUCGAGGCCACCAUCCAGGAGGCUGAGACGGAACGGCAGCAUCAGCGAAAGGAGUUCGAGGCAGUCACCUCUGAGCGCAACAUCCUCGGCAAGCAGCUCAUCCGCCGCAACGAGGAGCUGUCGCUGAUCUACGAGAAGAUCAAGAUCCAGGAGAGCACGCUGGGCAAAGGGGAGGCCCAGUACAAGAAGCUCCUGGAGACUCUCCGCGGACAGCGCAGCAGCAUUGCCACGCUCAAGCGCGACCUCUACAUUGCUCAGCAGCAGGCCGAAAGUGCAGAAGGCCUGGAGAAGGAAGUCUACCACCUCCAGAGGGAACUCCUCCAGGAGCGGACGAAGGUGCGGGCCUUGUCCGAGGAGCUCGAAAAUCCGAUGAACGUCCACCGCUGGAGAAAGCUCGAGGGCAGUGACCCGGCAAUCUACAAUCUCCCUCUCCAGGUGCGCACACUGCAGAAGCGGCUGAUCGCCAAAACCGAGGAGGUCGUGGCAAAGGAUUCGGAGAUCGGAGAGAAGGAAAAGCUCCACAAGGAGCUGACCUCCAUCCUCGAGAAGCAGCCCGGGCCCGAAGUCCUCGAGCAGCUGGAGCAGUACCAGGAGACGUACAGCGCCAAGCUGAAGCAGAUGAAGGCCAUGCAGAGUGAGCUCCACACUUAUCAGUCCCAGGUCUCCGACUACAAGGACGAGAUCGACCGGCUGAAUAGGGAGCUCGCAGAAGUGAAGAAGAAGUUCUUCGAGCAAAAGAAGAGGGAGAUGAUGCAGCAGGCGCCACGAGGGCAGAGCGGAACGGCGCAAGAGCCCAGGUUUUGGGGGGGAGUCGCAGCGAGGUGA
This is a messenger RNA of Symbiodinium natans, 2619 nucleotides long. NCBI's taxonomy places the organism in Eukaryota, Dinophyceae, Suessiales, Symbiodiniaceae. The record is from the annotation of a GenBank genome assembly.